UAAUGGGCCGAGUCAGGAGGCGACAGUUUUGUCGAGAAAAUCAAAUUACAUUUCGUUCAGUCUCGCUUAUAUGAAAAUCUGUAAAAUAUGCGAUACUAUCUCAAGGAUGAGGUGGUCUCUCACAACAAGAAGGACGACUGCUGGGUGAUCAUACACACGAAUGUCUUUGAUCUGACGCCCAUGUUGAAGGAUCGCCUGGACCACUGGAAUCGUACCUUGGACUAUCUUAUAGCCCAUGCCGGCAAAGACUUAACCCAUUUCUUCCAUGAGAAUGGAGAGCCCCGCACGGAGAUCUCUUCCAGCACUGGGCGACCCCGUGUCCUGUUUCCACCCAUUCUGGAGGUGGCCAUCUCCGAGUUCUCCAAAACGCCGGGUGUCAUGUGGAGUCAGGAUCCCUUCUACCACAUUGGAAGAGUCACAAAGAGGGCUCGGGUCAUUAGGAUUAUUAACACCCUGACCGCCCAGACGCAGUUCAUGACCGUUUGCGAUGAGGACAGCAUCUACGACAUUCAACAAAAGUACAAAGAGAGGUAUAAUCACCAUGCCGGCAGCUAUGAGUGGCGGAAGUUCUCGAAGGGGGGCAAAGGCUGCAGUGUCCUGGACCUGAAUGGCACCCUGGACGAGAACGGGCUGACGGAUGAGGAGGACAGCACCUUGGAGCUGCCACCGCCCUCCAUUUGGCUCUACUACACGGAUGACAUAACAAUUGCUUGAUUAUUCCGUUUAUGAUUAAUUGGUAUUGGAAAUUUGUUGUGCU
Messenger RNA from Drosophila subpulchrella, 757 nucleotides. Its product is annotated as cytochrome b5 domain-containing protein 1. The transcript has 3 exons. The record is from RefSeq and is a predicted model, not a curated record. The coding region runs from base 88 to 714 and encodes 208 amino acids. Lineage: Eukaryota; Metazoa; Arthropoda; Insecta; Diptera; Drosophilidae.